AUGUCCGGACCGUAUAUUGGAGGACUAGGAGAAUGUAAGCGAAGAUACGGCGACACUACAACAUCAGAAGAAGAUGAGGAUGACGAAAUUUUUUUUCAAAAUAAAAGAACUUCAAUGCUCACCAAAAGACGUCGUGUGUCUCCGAUAGACGCGGAAGUUAUACCCAAAUUCUGCCCAGACGACCAAACCAGUAACGUUACUGGAUGGCUUCAUAAAAUUGACCAGUUGGGUGACAUAUACGGAUGGAAUUGCAAGGAUCGCCAAUUUAUAAUGCAGUUACGCCUUGCUGGAUCUGCUCGGGAGUGGUAUGAUGACCUUGACGAUUAUGCUCUUACUUGGGACGGGUGGAAGGAAGCACUUCAAACUGCGUUUCCUCGAUCUACCGACUACGUAGACAGACUAGAAACAAUGUUGGCAAGGUCAAAAAGUGACUAUGAGACUAUGACUAAAUAUUAUCAUGAAAAGUUAUCACUUCUCAAAAAAUGCAACAUUAAUGGUGAACAUGCAAUCUCCUGCAUUAUUCGAGGUUUACCACAUGAAUUGAGAGCUAAUGCUAAAGCCUACAAUUGUGAAACGCCAGAACAACUUUACUUCGGUUAUCUGUCAUCGCUUGAAAACUUUAAACGCUCGGAGACGUCCGCGUUUACACCACGCAAUUCUAUCUGGAGGAAAAAUACACAAAUUACUUCGGGUCGCCGUCAACUUGUUCCCAAGAUCUGCUAUGUGUGUCGACGACCAGGACAUGAAAGGAAGGACUGCCAGCAGCGCUGUGAUGUGUGUCAGCGUCUAGGGCAUGCAACUGCUGCAUGCUGGUAUGCUACUGGAACUGCAGCCAACUCUGGAGUUGGUCCCAUGCAACAACAGGCUUAUAAGGUUAGUGACGUAUUACACGUUACGCUUAAUAAAUACCCACAUAUUUAUAAAAAAAGAGUCAUCGUUAAUGGUAUCAAAUUGAUGGCCUAUAUAGAUACUGGAAGUAAGCUUAGCAUACUUACUAUUACACAAGCCCAAAAAAUGAAACUUAAAACUCGGCCCUCAGUUAUUGUAAUGAAGGGUUUUGGAGGAGCCUGUUCAUAUUCGCUAGGUACUUGCCAAAUUAUUGUAAAUGUUGAUGAUUUAUUUUUGGUAGGAGAUGUAGAGUUAACCGAUUGCAAGCUACCAGAUAUAGACUUAAUAAUCGGACAAUCAAUGAUAAAUCAAGAAAAUGUGAGCUUAGUUACUACGUCGAAUCUCGUAAAAUUUGUUCCAACCUUCACUUUAGGAGAUGUCUUAACAAAAAACAGUUUUAACAUAAUUGAAUAUGUUUCAAAAUUUCCAGUCUUUACAAAACUAGACGUCACUAUACCUAGCCGAACCUAUGCAUACAUUAGCGUAAGUGUCGACUGUGACAGUAAUACUGACAAAAACGAGCACGCAUUCCUAACACAUGCAGUAUGUUUUCAGCUAGGUGGGUUAUCGUAUUAUAUUCCAGAAGCCAUUAUUAAUUCCAGUAUGUCAUAUUUAAAGGUCCUAAAUGUUGGGAAUGAAACUAUAUCAUGGCCUGCUAAUAAACUCGUAGCUAGAGCAGAGAUUUUAAAACAAAAAAAUAAUAGCUUUGAAACCAAUACUCUUAUUAUAGACAAAGUCACCAAUAAGUCCGAAAUUAAAUUGUCCGAUAUCGAUGUGGGAAUUAUAAGAAAAUCCACAUCGGAGUAUGCUAGUCCUGUUGUCCUAGUCAAGAAAAAAGGAGGGGAUUAUAGGCUUUGUGUCGAUUAUAGGGCGUUGAAUGCUAAUACUAUUAAGGAUCGAUAUCCCCUACCUCACAUUGAAGACCAAGUUACCCGUCUAUCGGGUAAAUCCUAUUUUACAACACUAGACCUCGCUCAGGGAUACUACCAAGUACCAAUUGAUGAUGAGUCCAUAAGAAAAACCGCGUUUAUCACCCAAUCAGGCCUUUAUGAGUUUUUAAAAAUGCCUUUUGGAUUAUCCAAUGCACCAGCUGUAUUUGCGCGACUAAUCCAAGUAACUUUAGGGGAAGUAUCUCACGAAAUAGCUCUAUAUUUAGAUGAUGUUAUGAUUCCAACUAUUUCAGUAAAAAGGGGAUUAGAACUUUUGGAACAAGUCUUGGGGUUACUUGAAAAAGCUAAUCUAAAAUUGAAUUUAAAAAAGUGUUCAUUUCUUAAAAAUACCACUAAUUAUUUGGGCCAUGAAAUCUCUGCCGGUACAAUACAGCCAGGUCGAGCUAAAAUUAACUGCGUAGCUGAAUAUCGUCGGCCCCGAAAUGUACACGAAGUCAGGCAGUUUAUUGGAUUAACGUCUUAUUUUAGAAAAUUUAUAAGAAACUUUGCACAAAUAGCACAACCCUUAACUGAACUCACUAAAAAGGAUAUAGAGUGGCAUUGGGAUUCCCAGCAGGAACAAGCAUUUCGUACACUAAAGCAACGAUUAAUAGAAAGACCAGUUUUAGGCAUAUACGACAAGGAUGCUAAAACACAACUCCAUACCGAUGCAAGUAAACUCGGCUUAGGCGGGGUGCUCAUCCAACACCAAAGAGAUGGCAUACCCGUAAAGAUAGUUACGGAUUGCGCGGCUCUACGCACUACGUUAGUUAAAAAGGAUUUGAUUCCGCGUAUAGCCCGAUGGUGGCUAACUAUCCAAGACUUUGACCUAGAAAUAGAGUACCGGCCAGGCGAACGUAUGAAGCAUGUUGAUGCCCUGAGUAGGAACCCAUCCUCGAAUUUUGUUCUCAUGAUAGAUAACGAUGAUUGGUUAAAAACACUGCAAAUGCAAGAUGAAGGUAUUCAAAAUAUUCUCGCACAAUUCCGCGAACAAAGCAUUAAUCCAGACUUAAUAGCUAACUAUGUAGUUAAAGAUAACCUGCUAUUUAGAAAAACUUUUGGUGGAGAGAGAUUUGUUAUUCCUAAAUUGGCCAAAUAUGGGUUGUUGCAAAAACUUCACGAUCAGAUAGGGCAUCCGGGUUUCGAAAAAUGCGAGAAGACCAUCAAAGCACAAUUUUGGUUUCCGGGCAUGACACGGUUCAUACGUAAGUACAUCAACGCUUGCUUACAAUGCGCCUUCGGUAAGGGCAACCAUGGCAAACUAGAGGGUGAACUACACCCGAUAGACAAAGCAGCUUGUCCCAUGCAUACCAUACACGCAGAUCAUCUGGGUCCUUUCAUAAAAACUCGUAAAGGUAAUACUUAUAUUCUUGUCGUUAUUGAUGCAUUUACCAAGUUUGUUUUCGCAAGGGCAGCUAAGAACUGCAGCUCCAUAGAGACCAUAAGGCUGCUGAAAGACAUACUGUCCCAAUUCGGUAAUCCAAAAAGAAUUAUUACAGACAGAGGCAAGGCAUUUACUAGCCGCUAUUUUAAACUUUUCUCCAUUGAGUUACAAUUUAAACACAUUUUAAAUGCUAUAGCAUGCCCUCGUUCCAAUGGUCAAGUGGAGCGUGUAAACCGUACUUUACUAAAUGGCUUAAAUACAAUUUCUGACAGUGAAUGUACAUGGGAUAACAAAUUGUCAGAUGUAGUCUGGGGAAUUAAUAAUACCCCUAAUUCUACUACGGGACAUACACCUUUUAGUUUAAUGUUUGGCCACGACAAUUCACGUUUCCCAUGUUUUCCUAAAGAAUUUCCCCAAGAUUAUGAUUCUCAACAACAAAACUUACAAACUAGAAGAAAAGAUGCUAAAUUUCGCAUUGACAGGAAUAUGACCUUAAUGAAAAGUAGAUUUGAUCGUAAGCACAAAAAAUGCCAAAAGUAUAAAAUAGGAGAUUUGGUUUUAUGGAAAGGGGGUGUGUCUAGAGAUACAACUGCUAAAGUCACCAAAAAGCUUAAUAGUUCAUACACAGGUCCAUAUAAAGUGUGUAGGGCCGAGCAAUCACUCGAUCGUUAUAAAAUAAGUAGUAUUAUGGGUAUGAAAGGUUAUAGAAGGUUCAGUGCCGUAGUCAGCGGUGAGAGUCUACGACCAUAUAAAUCAACACUAUCAGAUGAUGACAGUUCAUCUAGCGACCGUGAAGUAGACAGGGAUGAUCUGAUAGACCUCUUAGAAAGUUAA
Molecule: messenger RNA, 4035 nt
Organism: Parnassius mnemosyne (clouded apollo)
Lineage: Eukaryota; Metazoa; Arthropoda; Insecta; Lepidoptera; Papilionidae
Source: the annotation of a GenBank genome assembly